Notothenia coriiceps (black rockcod) is the source of this 430-nucleotide messenger RNA. RefSeq names its product L-amino-acid oxidase-like. The record is from RefSeq and is a predicted model, not a curated record. The annotation marks the transcript as partial. The transcript is spliced from 3 exons. Lineage: Eukaryota; Metazoa; Chordata; Actinopteri; Perciformes; Nototheniidae.
UAAAUGCAUCUGUUGGCAGCAUCCUCCGGUGGUUUAUUAAAGAACUGGGGGUGAAGUUGAAUCCAUUCGUCCUGGUGAACGAGAACACUUUCUUCCUGGUGAACGGGCUGAAGAAGAAGAGGACAUCCGCUGUGAAGGCUGAUCCAAACAUCUUGAAGUAUAACGUGUCGGAAGGCGAGAGGGGGAAGUCUGCAGACAAGCUGCUGCAGACGGCUCUGCAGAAGGUGAAUGAUGAAGUGAAGGCACAUGGCUGCAUAGCUGCGCUACAGAAGUACGACCACUACUCUUUGGAGGAGUAUCUGAAUGCAGAAGGUGACUUGAGUCCGGAGGCGAUUAGGAUGAUCGGAGACCUACUGAACGAAGAGAGCCUGAUGAACCUGGCUCUGACCGAGAUUAUCUACCUCGAAAAAGACGUCAGCGACAACACCCA